AUGGGGAAGGGGGGGAACCAGGGCGAGGGCGCCACGGAGCGCGAGACGCCCAUGCCCACCUUCAGCUGGGAAGAGAUUCAGAAGCACAACCUGCGCACCGACAAGUGGCUCGUCAUUGACCGAAAGGUCUACAACAUCACUAAAUGGUCCAGUCGGCACCCGGGGGGCCACCGGGUCAUCGGGCACUACGCGGGGGAAGAUGCCACGGAUGCCUUCCGCGCCUUCCACCGCGACCUUGAUUUCGUGAGGAAGUUCAUGAAGCCCCUGCUGAUCGGCGAGCUGGCCCCGGAGGAGCCCAGCCAGGACCACGGCAAGAACUCCCAGAUCACCGAGGACUUCCAGGCCCUGAGGAAGACAGCCGAGGACAUGAACCUGUUCGAGAGUAACCACCUGUUCUUCCUCCUCCUCCUGGCCCACAUCAUUGUCAUGGAGAGCAUCGCGUGGUUCACCAUCUUUUACUUCGGCAAUGGCUGGGUUCCAACCGUCAUCACGGCCUUUGUCCUUGCUACCUCUCAGGCCCAAGCUGGAUGGCUACAGCACGACUACGGCCACCUCUCUGUGUUUAAGAAGUCCACGUGGAACCACGUCGUCCACAAGUUUAUCAUUGGCCACUUAAAGGGUGCCUCAGCCAACUGGUGGAACCACCGCCACUUCCAGCAUCACGCGAAGCCCAACAUCUUCCACAAGGAUCCCGAUGUGAACAUGCUGCAUGUGUUCGUCUUGGGUGAAUGGCAGCCCGUUGAGUACGGCAAGAAGAAGCUGAAGUACCUUCCUUACAACCACCAGCAUGAAUACUUCUUCCUGAUUGGCCCACCGCUGCUCAUCCCUCUGUAUUUCCAGUACCAGAUCAUCAUGACCAUGAUUGUUCGCAAAGACUGGGUGGACCUGGCCUGGGCCAUCAGCUACUAUGCCCGAUUCUUCAUCACUUACAUCCCUUUCUAUGGCGUCCUGGGAGCCAUCAUUUUCCUCAACUUCAUCAGGUUCCUGGAGAGUCAUUGGUUUGUGUGGGUCACACAAAUGAAUCACAUUGUCAUGGAGAUUGACCGCGAGCCCUACCGAGACUGGUUCAGCAGCCAGCUGGCAGCCACCUGCAACGUGGAGCAGUCCUUCUUCAACGACUGGUUCAGCGGGCACCUCAACUUCCAGAUCGAGCACCACCUCUUUCCCACCAUGCCCCGGCACAACUUCCACAAGGUCGCCCCCCUGGUGAAGUCUCUGUGCGCCAAGUAUGGCAUCGAGUACCAGGAGAAGCCGCUGCUGAGGGCCCUGCAGGACAUCAUCAGGUCCCUGAAGAAGUCUGGGGAGCUGUGGCUGGACGCCUACCUCCACAAAUGAAGCUGCAGCCCUUGGGGUGCCCAGGGGGAUGGGGGAGCAGGCAGGCGUGAUGGCCAAGGGAGGGGUGGGGUUUGUUCUGAGGGGUAUCCGGGAGGCUGGGGGUAUGCGUCAGCUCACAGACCUCAAUUUUGGUCUUUCUCCUGUUUUCUCUCCUUUUCCCUUCACUUCUCCCUCCAACCCCCUUCCUCAUGGGGCCCACCAUCUGUCGGCCUGGCUUCUCCCUGCCCUUCCCAGCCCCUUCUCCCAGGAGUAGAUAGAGAGGUGACCCCACCCCUCCUCCGCCCUCUGCCCCUAACAUCUGCCAGACCAGAGGUCCACAGAAGCGGCCUAUGGCUCCCCAGGCAGCCCAGCCUCCAGGCUUUGCUGCCCGCCUCUCUCCCUUAGUUACUCAGAGGUCGGUGAGGCUGGGUCCUGUCCUAUUCGGGCAAGAUGGCUCCCCGAGCCUGCAGGCCUAGCUCCACCCUUCAAUGGACACCCACAGGCCACCCCUUGGUUGGAAAGUGUCCUUCCCACCGCCAGGUCGGUACUUGGGGCCUCCCCGCAGGCGCCACUUUCUCGUCAGAUGUCCACGGCCCCAGCCCCGAUUGCAGGGUCCCUUCGCCUGCAGUGCAGCAGCUCAGAUCUUGGGGCCCAGGGAAUGUCCUCCUCGCCCCGCUGGAGCCCCCUGACCCAGGGUUUGUGCAGCUCCAUCUGACCACCUUCCGCCGUCUUCCUGACGCCAGAGCCAGUGGCCUUGGAUCCCAGGGAGCAGUCCUGUAGGUGGGUUCAGCAGAGGCAGUGCCCAGGUCAGGGGGUCAGCCGAUCGGCAGGCUCAGCCCUGGCCCGCCACCUCGUUCAGCUGUUGGUCCUGCCUGGGAGACCUAAGAUUCUGGAGCGAUCGGACCCUUCUCCAAAGUGCUCCGUUCCCUGCCAGGCAGUGCCAGCCAGUCCCUGGCCGCUGGGCCUGAGCAGUCUUGGGCCCUCGGGCUCAUCACAGCCCCUCCCCACGGUGGGGCUGCCAGUGGACGUCCUUUCUCGCUGUCUUCCGCUCUCUUGUGUCUUUUACUGUUUUUUAAUCUUUUGCUACACGAUACAAUGCGACGGGGGUGGCAGCUGGGCUGGCCCUUGUGACAAUCUGCCUUUUACCACCUGCCCCUCGCAGCCUCCCCCAGGUUCUGCAGUGGGCUGAGCUGGGCUCACUCACGGUGGCCCUGACUGUCGGGAGGGCCAGGGGGGCCGAGAGGUAGGGAGUCCCAGAGGAUGUGACCCUGAAGAGCCGGGGGAUCGGGUGGAGGGUGGGGGGACCUAAUGAGGGCCAAGUGGGAACCGGGACAAGGAGGAGUUUGGGGCUGCAGGCCAGGUGGCUGAGGGGAUUGGAAAGUGAGAGGGGAGGGAGGGGAGCAGGCCACCCUGGGAGCGGGGCAGAGUUGCCGCAUUCUGAAAUCUAACCCACUAAUCAAUAUUUAACUUCAGGGGAGGGCGGGGCAGGAAUAAACUCAGAGUGGGGGCCUUUUGGGGGAGGGCUUCUGGCCCUCCCCAGCUCUGGCCAGCCAGGAGGGACCAGCAUCUAGCGGACAGAACUUUGGGUUGCCAUGGCAACCUGGGCCCUCCAGCUGAGAACAUGACAGCAGGAGCUGCUGUCUCUCCCCAGAGGCAGGAUGGAUCCAUAGGGAACUGAUCUUAAUUUUUAUUGUGUUGCUCCCCCAUCUCUCCAUUUUUUGGAAAUAAAAGAAGUAAUUUUAUUCUCACUUCCUCCAUCA
Equus caballus (horse) is the source of this 3074-nucleotide messenger RNA. It is a transcript of the gene FADS2, whose product is annotated as fatty acid desaturase 2. Gene Ontology annotation, biological process: lipid metabolic process. Gene Ontology annotation, cellular component: membrane. Gene Ontology annotation, molecular function: oxidoreductase activity, acting on paired donors, with oxidation of a pair of donors resulting in the reduction of molecular oxygen to two molecules of water. Lineage: Eukaryota; Metazoa; Chordata; Mammalia; Perissodactyla; Equidae. The record is from RefSeq and is a predicted model, not a curated record.